Molecule: messenger RNA, 3257 nt
Organism: Lagenorhynchus albirostris (white-beaked dolphin)
Lineage: Eukaryota; Metazoa; Chordata; Mammalia; Artiodactyla; Delphinidae
Gene: SERPINE1
Product: serpin family E member 1
Exons: 9
Coding region: 415-1623 (402 amino acids)
Biological process (GO): negative regulation of endopeptidase activity; negative regulation of vascular wound healing; negative regulation of plasminogen activation
Molecular function (GO): serine-type endopeptidase inhibitor activity
Source: RefSeq, a predicted model, not a curated record
CUGGCUGAAAGACCAAGAGCGCUGUCCAAAGAGCCACACCCCCUCCCCAGCAGAGGAGUAGCCACCGCCGUCAACACCCGAAGCCCCAGCAGCAGCAGGACAAACUGCCAGUCACAAGGCACCUUGAGAAUUUCAGCCUCCUGGAAGGGAAAGGAGAUCUCUUGGAGGGUGGAGCCAGCGGGUCCCAAGAUUCCCGCAGGUGAAAACACACUUAAGACUCCCUGGGGCUGAGACAGAGGGGAAAAGACUCAGGAUCUGAACCCAUCACGGUUUCUGUCUUGCCCUCCUGUUCACGUAUCAUCUGCUAGCGGCAAACGUGGGGAGCCUGGCCGCGGCUGGGGUCCCAUCACCCCUCCCCACUCACCAUCCUUCCGGAACUCUUCCCUCAUCGGAUCUUUUUCCACUGGCUCUAGGAUGCCGAUGUCUCCUGUCUUCGCCUGCCUCGCGCUGGGCGUGGCCCUCAUCUUUGGUGAAGGGUCUGCCUCCUACCAUCACCAGUCUCCGGCGGCCCACCUCGCCGCAGACUUUGGAGUGAAAGUGUUUCAGCAGGUGGUGCAGGCCUCCAAGGACCUCAACGUGGUUUUCUCACCCUAUGGGGUAGCCUCAGUCAUGGCCAUGUUACAGCUGACCACAGGAGGAGAAACGCAGCAGCAGAUCCAAGAGGCGAUGCAAUUCAAGAUUGAUGAGAAGGGCAUGGCCCCUGCCCUCCAUCAACUGUACAAGGAGCUCAUGGGGCCAUGGAAUAAGGAUGAGAUCAGCACGGCUGAUGCCAUCUUUGUGCAGCGGGAUCUGAAGCUGGUCCAGGGUUUCAUGCCCCACUUCUUCAGGCUGUUCCAGACCACAGUCAAGCAGGUGGACUUCUCAGAGACAGAGAGAGCCAGGUUCAUCGUCAACGACUGGGUGAAAAGACACACAAAAGGCAUGAUCAGCGACCUACUUGGCGAAGGGGCUGUGGACCAGCUGACACGCCUGGUACUGGUAAACGCCCUCUACUUCAACGGCCAGUGGAAGAUGCCUUUUCUAGAGUCGAGCACCCACCACCGCCUCUUCCACAAGUCCGAUGGCAGCACUGUCUCUGUGCCCAUGAUGGCUCAGACCAACAAGUUCAACUACACUGAGUUCACCACCCCCGACGGCCAUUACUACGACAUCCUGGAAUUGCCCUACCAUGGGAACACUCUCAGCAUGUUCAUUGCUGCCCCCUAUGAAAAAGAGGUGCCUCUCUCUGCCCUCACCAGCAUUCUGGAUGCCCAGCUCAUCAGCCAGUGGAGAGGGAACAUGACCACACUGACCCGCCUCCUGGUUCUGCCCAAGUUCUCCCUGGAGAGUGAAAUUGACCUCAGGAGGCCCCUGGAGAACUUGGGAAUGACCGACAUGUUUAGGCCAAACCAGGCAGACUUCUCAAGACUUUCAGAUCAAGAGCUUCUGUACGUGUCGCAGGCGCUGCAGAAAGUGAAGAUUGAGGUGAAUGAGAGCGGCACGGUGGCGUCCUCCUCCACAGCCCUUACAGUCUCAGCCCGAAUGGCCCCCGAGGAGAUCAUCAUGGACAGACCCUUCCUCUUCGUGGUGCGGCACAACCCCACAGGAACUGUCCUUUUCAUGGGCCAAGUGAUGGAACCCUGACCAUGGGAAAUGCAGCCCUCAUCUGGGACGGAACUGGAGAUGUCCAAGAAGAAGAAACUCCGGAGCAAAGAAUUUUUAUUUUAAUUCAUUUUUCUGGAGAAAGAGAAGAUAUUUAUCUUUUUUUUUUUUUUUUAAUGGUAAAUCUUUCGAAUCUGUCUCUUAGACCUCCGGCUCUCCCAGGAGGGGGAAAGAGGACCUUUGAGUUAAACUCCCCAGCGGAGACCCUGGGAGAGACUUCAGAAGCGCAAUGCCCCGAAGGUCUCCCAACAAGACUGCAGAACUCCCAGGAUCAUUUGCGCGGCUGCUUCAGCCCAUCGCUCUGCCCGUUCGGGUCUUCGGACCUGGAUCCCCCUGAGGCCCUGGCAGGAGGCGCCGCAAGGCUUACAGGAAGGAGCUUUUGUGUGUUUGCUAGAAAUAAUUUGUGUUCCGGUCACGUUGCCGUCACUCUUGCACUGUCUGCCGCUGCUGAGAAAGCUGGCUGCAGGCCAAAGAAGGCCAAUGGGAGAAACACCCUUUCAUGUCAAGGUCCGUCCUCCCCCAGCUCAGAGGCACGAGACCCACCCAGGCCUGGCUGCUCCCUCCCCAGAAACAGCGUGCAUAUAUUAUUUUGGAGUGUAGGUGACUUGUUUACUCAGAGAAGCAGCUUCCUGCUUCCCACAAACUUUAUGUUGCAGAAAUAGAGGGAGAGAGAUGAGAUUUAUGCCUCGUUCUUGGCGCCAAUAUCCUGGUGGGGAGGGUGGGAUGCCAGGGGUGUCCUUGAGCAUUUAUCACAUCCUUGUCCUUGUGUGCUUGUGAGAGAGAAAGGACUAUGGAGAAAACCUAUUAUUUAAACUUGUUCAUAGUGUUCCUUUGUGGUCUGUGUCAUUGCACCUCAGGAGUGGCCACUUUCCUGUCAUUCCCCUCCUGGCAGCGGGAGCGAUAGGGCCCACACUGCCACCUGGUGGCUGCCCGAAUCCCAUCGCUCCUCUCCUGGCCUUUCCACUCCGUGGAGCAGGACCCCUGCCAGGACUGUCCAACUUCAGCCCACGUUAGGGACCAAAAGGAUGUGGUGGGUGAAGGCAGACAGAGCUGUUGUUUCAAAAUUUUCCAAUAUACUUAGGAGCAGGAGUGCAAGGGGCUACACGACCUAGCAGGACAGAACUUUCCCCAAUUACAUGGUGACUCACAGCCGCAUUGGUGACUCACUUCAGUGUGUCAUUUCCGGCUGCUGUGUGUGAGCUGUGGACACGUGAGAGAGAGAGAGAGAGAGACAGAGAGAGAGAAUGAGAGAGACAGCAAGAAGCUCGGGCUCAAUUACCCCCGUUAGAUAAUCUUUCUGAAAGCCAACUAGCUGGUGGGUAAGGCAAGAAGACCAAUGUAUUGAAGAAUUGCACGUAGGCGUCGAAUGAAUGUAACCUAACAGAACCCUAAUCAUCCCACUGCGCCCCUCAGUGAAAAAUCUUCGUUCUUUGUGUGUUUUUGUUCUUUUUUCAUGAUGCACUGGACAAUGAGAGCCACACACAGUACCCUCAAGGAUACCCAAACGUGGGGUCCAACGUUCCUGAAAGUGUGGUGAAUUCUAUGCUUUUUCACUUUUGAUAUAGAAGCAGCUAAAAAAUGUUUUUUUUAAAUAAUAAAAAUACUCCAAAAUCGUC